Theileria equi strain WA is the source of this 1278-nucleotide messenger RNA. RefSeq lists its product as hypothetical. The coding region runs from base 1 to 1278 and encodes 425 amino acids. The transcript is spliced from 3 exons. The record is from RefSeq and is a predicted model, not a curated record. Lineage: Eukaryota; Apicomplexa; Aconoidasida; Piroplasmida; Theileriidae.
AUGAAAACGGGGGACUUUUUCCAGUAUCCAUUCGAUGUUCAAAUUGUCAUGGGACUGACACUCAUUGGAGUACCGAAUGAAUGGACACAAGAGAACCUGGUGUGUUACGUAAAGUCGUACUGUUAUGCCUUUGGAAGGGAGGAAAUUGGAAUCAUUGCAACGUGGUUGGAUGAUGACGAAAAUGUCCCAGAGGGGAAAAGGAAAGCCCAUAUCGCAUGCAAUUGUCUAUACUCGAAACAGAGGCUACUAGAAAUACGUAUCAUCCCGAUAAUUUUACCGAGUAGCGCGAAAUACGGAGAAAAGGAAUGCUCAGUCAUUACCAUACGACCGUAUUGCUUCUGGGUAAAACUGAGUCCGCAAAGUGAACCCAUACCAUACAUGUUUCCAAAAUAUGGAUCAAGUGAUGUAUACUCUGAAAAGGUCGAAACAACGCUGUUGUUACAAGAUAAUAAUGUUCAACCGACAAUUGUAGCAUGUCUCAUGGAGUGCGGUAUACUGCCAAGGGAUGGAAGACCUUGGGACGCCGCCACUGCAUAUUCCCUCUGGCUCAGAGCAAAAAAUACACCGGUCGGCUUCGCAUUUGAAAGCCAACUCUGCAAACUUCACAACGCCCUUCGUGUAUUUAAACCACAUGAAUACGAUGUGACGGAUGAUCUAGUAUAUGAAUCGGACUGGAGAAAUGUGUUUUUUCAAGACUCCUGGCUAUGGGAGCGAAUGUCUAGGGGUGUUUAUCCACAAUCGGAUAAUGUGUCCGCAGAUUUAAGAGCACCCUCAAGGAAUUUUUCUAGCAAGGAAAUGACCCACUCUGGACUGGAGACACCAUCACCGUUGUCGCCUCCAUUCAUUGAGACAUAUAAAACCGACUCUGCAAAGCCAAUCCCGGAAAUAAUCCGAGCAAAAAAGGACAGGAGGGCUGGUUGUAUUCGCUACGAGAGCAAUAGAAACAGAUGGGUAGUGGACCUAUCAAUAGACGGUCGUAGGAUGCAAAAGUGCUUUCACGAGGGGUUUUUUGGUAUCGUAGGAGGAAUGCAGGAAGCCAGAAAGUGGCGCUACGACUAUUUGAAGCAGGUCCGAGGCUACUUUGUCGAAAAGUUGGAGCUGAGAAUCGUCGAAGACUUGGUAGACAAGAUUAUGCAAAUGGAUAAAUCGUUGCACAAACCACUAAUUGACGCCCUCAAGACGCCCAUACCAGAGUACGAAGAUGCGUGUGACAUCAACAAGGUUGUGGAAGCCAUUGAGGCACGAAUUAAACAUAUAACUGGAGAGAAUAAUGGGUAA